Solanum pennellii is the source of this 3474-nucleotide messenger RNA. RefSeq names its product pentatricopeptide repeat-containing protein At2g15820, chloroplastic. Bases 55 to 2505 code for a protein of 816 amino acids. Gene Ontology annotation, molecular function: endonuclease activity; protein binding. Gene Ontology annotation, biological process: mRNA cis splicing, via spliceosome; photosystem I assembly; Group II intron splicing. The record is from RefSeq and is a predicted model, not a curated record. The transcript is spliced from 4 exons. Lineage: Eukaryota; Viridiplantae; Streptophyta; Magnoliopsida; Solanales; Solanaceae.
UAUUUGAAUUGUUUAGAGUAACUCGAAAUAAUUUAGUCUACGCCUUUACUCUUCAUGUCCACUCCACUGUUAUGUAAUACUUCCCUUAUCCAAUCCUCCAUGCCCACCGUCCUCCGCCCUCCCUCCUCCCCACUCCGCCACCACCACGGCGGCCGGCGGCAUCAUCGCCACCACCUCUUACCUUCAUCACCCUUUUUCCUUCCCCUAAAACCCCUUUCAUUAUCUCCCUCAAUAUCCCUUUACACCCCCUUUUCUUCAUCUUCCACUUCACCCCAACAACUUCUACUCGAUUCCCUAGAAAAUCAAGUUGAUUUCGACAAUUGGGACCCCGUUUCUGCUUCUGGGGUUGCUGAAAGUUUCAAUUUUGACGAUUCUUUUGAUUCUGUAGAGUUGAAGAAGUUUGAAACCCCAGCUAUUGAGGUGAGGGAAUUAGAGGAUAUACCUGAUCAAUGGCGUAGGGCAAGAUUAGCUUGGCUUUGUAAAGAGCUUCCUGCUCAUAAGACGCCUACUAUGGUUAGGAUUUUGAAUGCACAAAGGAAGUGGUUUAGGCAAGAAGAUGGGAGUUUUGUUGCUGUUCAUUGUACGCGAAUUCGCGAAAAUGAAGCUGCUUUUAGGGUUUACAAAUGGAUGAUGCAGCAACAUUGGUUUCGAUUUGAUUUUGCUCUAGCUACAAAACUAGCAGAUUUCUUGGGAAAGGAACGAAAGCACUUGAAGUGCCGGGAGAUUUUUGAUGACAUAAUUAAUCAGGGACGAGUGCCUUGUGAAUCUACAUUCCAUAUUCUCAUUAUUGCCUAUCUUAGUUCAUCUGGACCAUCAGUGUUAGAUGAAGCAUGUAACAUCUACAAUCGCAUGGUGCACUUGGGAGGUUAUAAGCCUCGGCUUAACUUACACAAUUCUCUGUUUAAAGCUCUUUUGGGGAAGACAUCGAGCGAGAGUAAACAAUUUCUGAAACAGGCUGAAUUUAUAUAUCAGAACUUGACUUCCUCUGGAUUGGAAAUACACAGAGAUAUUUUCGGGGGUCUUAUAUGGCUUCACAGUUAUCAAGAUGUGGUCGAUAUGGAAAGAAUCGCUGCACUAAGAGCAGAAAUGCGGUCUAGAGGAAUUAAAGAGAGCAAAGAGGUACUUGUGUCAGUUUUAAGAGCUUGCUCGAAGGAUGGAAAUGUGGAGGAAGCCGAAAGAACUUGGUCAAAACUUCUCUCCAUCGAUGGCAGUCCUCCUUCUCAAGCUUUUGUCUAUCGUAUGGAAGUAUAUGCAAAGAUUGGAGAACCUACAAAAUCUUUGAAAGUAUUUAGGAGGAUGCAGGAACAACUGGGUUCCACCUCCGUUGCAGCAUACCAUAAAAUAAUAAAGGUGCUGUCUAAAUAUCAAAAACUAGACCUUGCAGAUUCUAUCAUGUCCGAGUUCAUAAACAGUGGUAUGAAACAGCUGGUCCCAUCAUUCAUCGAUUUGAUGAGGAUGUACUCCGUUGCAGGUUUACAUGAGAAACUGGAAUCUACCUUUCUCUGGUACCGUGAAGUCUGCCAUCCGAAUCUGACAGUUUUUAAUAUUUAUUUGGAUUUGUUGGUGAAUACUGGCAAUCUGAGCCUGGCUGAAGAAAUCUUCCAUGAAAUGCGUGGGAAUGUGGCAAUUGGUGUUGAUUCUCGUGCUUGCAACAGUAUCUUGAGAGGCUAUAUGACCUCUGCAGAGUAUGUGAAGGCAGUAAAGAUAUACAAUUUGAUGCGCCAAAAGAAAUACGACGUUGAGAUUGAAUCUUCAUUGAUGGAAAGACUUGAUUAUGUUCUUAGCUUGCGGGAGAAAGUAGUUGAAAAACCUAUUAGGCUGAAGCUCACAGCAGAGCAACGAGAGGUUUUGACAGGGUUGCUUCUUGGGGGUGUGCAAAUUAGAUCAGAUGGAGAGAGAAGAUUGCAUGCAAUCCAUUAUGAAUUUAAUGAAGAGUCGAGGAUCCAUUCCAUUUUUAAGAGACACAUACAUGAUGAAUUUCACGAGUGGUUAGGCUCUCAUGAUAUGAUGGUGGAUAGCACUGCGGACAUUCCUAGUUCUUUUACUACCAUUUCACAUUCUGAUUUUACUUUCUAUGCUAAUCAGUUCUGGCCCAAUGGACGUCCUUGUAUACCAAAACUUAUACAUAGAUGGUUGUCACCUCGCGUUCUUGCUUACUGGUAUAUGUACGGUGGUUACCGGACAUCAUCUGGUGAUAUUCUGUUGAGAGUAAAGGGAAGUUCAGAGGGUGUUGUGAGUAUUCUUAAAGCACUGAAAGCCAAAUCGUUACACUGCCGAGUAAAAAAUAGAGGGAGGGUCUUUUGGAUAGGAUUUCUGGGGGACAAUGCUACAUUUUUCUGGAAGAUGGUAGAGCCCUUCAUUCUUGAUGAGUUAAAGGGACUCCUUAAAGCAGGUGGCGACUCAAAUGGAUCCCUGGAAAUCCAAUGUAUCAAUUUUGACAGCGAAUCAGAGUCUGACGAGAAGAAAUCAGGUUACAGCGAACCUGACACGUCCUUGUCUGAUUGAUGCAUUGGUCUGUAUGCCUUCUAUUGCAAGGUGUAAAAUUAUUUGAGAUUAAUAACGUUGCUGCAAAAGUUUUUGGCUGAUAACGUGACAGAAGUGCCUUCUGAUAGGUAUAAUUACCUCAACAUUAUCUUUUGUGAUGUGUCUACUGUAGGUUUAAAACCAUAUAUGUAAACUAGCUCUAGACCUUGUACAUUCCUCUGGUACAUAGCACAUUCUUCGAGAUCGUCCAUAAGUUGAAAGCAUGGAUUUAAGUAGGGUAGAACAUGUCUCGGUACACAACUUUAAUCACCUUUGAUUCCCAUAAGUAGUACACAACUCUAAUCACUCUGUUUCAUGUUGAUGCUACAUGAAAAUACUACUCUCUUUCCAACCUUUAAUCCUCAGUUUCUCAUUCGAACAACAGUAAUGAUCCGUUAAUUUGUAGAUGGCAGGACUUGUGGUUCAUUCACAGUCAGCUCUGUUACAAGAUGCUACUCACAGCCCACAGAUUUGACAGAUGUUCCUAUAUUUGUUGGGAUUGAAGUGGGCUAUGCCAAGAACAGCUGCUGAUUUUGUUUCAUCCUCGAUCGAUAUGACAUCACUUUCUUAGUGCUGGUGUUUUUGACAUCAAUAAUACUUGCAUAUUAGUUUUCCUCCUCCUUGCCUUUGUGUUCAAAAUCACAAGUUUGAGAUUGAAUAAAAUGCUAAAAUGCUAAAACACACUUGUGGGGUUGUGUACACUGAUUUGCUGUAGAUAUUACUGUUGCUUAGGACUAUGUAUUGUGGAGAUUGUUGUGUUAAGUACCAACAAAAUGUUUAGUGCUGAUUGCUAAACAUUUUACUUACGAGCUCGUGUAGUACUCACUGCUUGCUUGUAAUACAACUAUUGAUUUCAAGUUCGAUUAAAGGUGAAGUAUUACGUAGGCUGACAGUCAGUGUAAAACUAACCGAUUUUGGUGAAAAAGUAUGGUAAUUUUUAUGUUCUUUAAA